Molecule: messenger RNA, 2524 nt
Organism: Drosophila albomicans
Lineage: Eukaryota; Metazoa; Arthropoda; Insecta; Diptera; Drosophilidae
Product: ubiquitin-conjugating enzyme E2 Q2
Exons: 9
Coding region: 1110-2309 (399 amino acids)
Biological process (GO): protein polyubiquitination
Cellular component (GO): nucleus
Molecular function (GO): ubiquitin conjugating enzyme activity
Source: RefSeq, a predicted model, not a curated record
GAAAUAUCGUCAGACGUUCGCGGAAGACGAUGUACAUAGAUUAUAAUUCCGGAGACUUUUACACGCCUACGUGAUUGCUAAGAUUCGGUAGCAUAUAAUAAUUUUAGUUAACGCCAUAUCUAUCUGUAUAUUUUGAAUGUGUGUGCGCAACAACUAUCAACAACAAUUAUACAACACGCGAACUGCGAAGAAAAAAGCGUGCGGACUAAAACCAACCAAGAACAAUAACAAAUACAAAUACAAAAAAAGGCAAUUCGCGUCCGCACACAAAUACAAGUGAAACAACUGCUGCGACGACGACGAAACACACACACACAGCCAAACAAAAAGAGCCAUUGCCACAAAAAAUAUGGCGAAGGCGAAUUAGUGCAAUCUUGCAAACUUUCAAAUAUAUACAUAUGCACACUUACAAACAGCUUAAAAUAUAUACAUAUUGUGCACAGAGUGCGCCCCACCAAUCAAAGGACACCUGAGGGAGAGCGAGAAAGAGAGAGAGGACAUUGCUCAAAGUCAAAGCACUAAUCGCAAAGCAAAAGCAUAAAAGCGUUCGCGACCAAAGCUGAGCGCAUGCUGUGCGGAGGGGGCGCUGAAGAAAAAGAAGUGUAGUGAAGUGCAGUAAAAGCAAAGGCAAGGAUUAACAACAACAACAGGAUAAUAUUGGCAACAACGCGUGUGUGAAAUGAUAACAUGAUGGUGAUGAUGACAUUGCUGCCAGUUGCUGAGCUCUUGAGGAAAUUAUAAUACAAUCUACCUCCAAAGAACAACAACAAACCACAAUAAACAAGAAUAAUCGAAGAACAACUGGCAAAGCGCAGCUUUCUAUAACGCCAUCUAUCGUCGAACAACAACAGCAAACGCACAAGACAAAUACAAGAGUGAGCAAGAGAGAAAGGGCUACACCACAACAACAAUAAAAACAAGCAAUAUUCUGAAACAAAACUUAGACACAGCGACGACAACGGCGCUUGCAUUUGCUGUGUAAGUGUAAGUGAGUCUCGAGUGUGUGUGAGUGUGCAAUAACAAAACAUCAAGCGCAACGAACGAAAGCGGAGGCGACGAAUCCGUGACUGACUUGCAUCGGUCGUCACGUUGCCUUUUCGCCCGCCAAUAUGGCGUGCCUUAACACACUCAAGCAGGAGAUCAAAACACUGGAGAAAAUCUUUCCGAAGAAUCACGAACGCUUUCAGAUACUCAAUUCCAGCGUAGACGAGCUGCUCUGCAGGUUCAUCGAUAAGAAUGGCAAGCGUUACGACAUCCAUGCGAACAUAACGGAAACGUAUCCAUCAUCGCCGCCAGUUUGGUUUGCCGAGAGCGAGGAGACGAGUGUUACAAAUGCCGUGCAAAUCCUUAGCAACACAAAUGGUCGUGAUAAUCACGUGAUUAAUCAGGUUGGCAUAUUGCUGCGUGAGCUAUGCCGUUUACACAAUGUUCCACUGCCACCCGAUAUCGAUAAUUUAACGCUGCCGCUGCAAACACCGCCACCCUCCGCAUCACCCCUGCGCUUGGAUCGUUCCGGCGGCGGCGGUGGUGGAGGCGGAGGUGUUGGACCGGGUCCACAUGGUAACGAGGAGACCGAUUCGGAUCAGGAUGAGAUCGAGGAUCCCAUCGGUGAGAGCGAACAGGAGAGCGAAGGCGACGAGGAUCUGCCACUGGAAAUGGAUGAUGUACGGAGUACAAACAAAAAAGACGACAUGGAGGUGGAACAUUUAGCGACUUUAGAAAGACUGCGUCAAAGUCAAAGACAAGACUAUUUAAAAGGUUCAGUUUCUGGUUCCGUGCAGGCAACAGAUCGUCUGAUGAAAGAACUGCGUGAUAUUUAUCGGUCCGAUGCAUUCAAGAAGAACAUGUACUCGAUUGAGCUCGUCAACGAUUCCAUUUACGAGUGGAAUAUACGCCUCAAGUCCGUUGAUCCCGAUAGUCCGCUGCACAGCGAUCUGUUGCAGCUGAAGGAGAAGGAGGGCAAGGACAGCAUAUUGCUCAACAUACUGUUCAAGGAGACGUAUCCCUUUGAGCCACCCUUUGUGCGUGUUGUGCAUCCAAUCAUCUCAGGUGGCUAUGUGCUCAUUGGCGGCGCCAUUUGCAUGGAACUGCUGACGAAACAAGGCUGGAGUUCCGCCUACACAGUGGAGGCCGUGAUCAUGCAAAUCGCUGCAACGCUGGUUAAAGGCAAGGCGCGCAUACAAUUUGGUGCUACCAAGGCGCUCAACCAGGGACAAUACAGUUUAGCACGGGCCCAGCAAAGCUUCAAAUCCCUGGUGCAGAUCCACGAGAAGAACGGUUGGUUUACGCCGCCCAAGGAGGAUGGUUAAGAUUCGCUGGGUUGUAUGGCUUAAAGUUAAAGGAGCAAACGGACAUGGAUGUGGAUUAUGGAUGUGGAUGUUUUUGCCAAAUGUCGUCAUCGUCGCAGCAGCAUACAUGCAAUCAAAAGGCAGUUUCUUGAACACACACAACCAACUCUAGACUAUAGAGAACACACAACAACAUGGCUAACUACACAUAUUAUCCAACACCAACAUCAACAUCA